Messenger RNA from Staurois parvus, 435 nucleotides. The record is from the annotation of a GenBank genome assembly. NCBI's taxonomy places the organism in Eukaryota, Metazoa, Chordata, Amphibia, Anura, Ranidae.
UAUUCCAAAAUAUGUGCAACUUAAUACGAUAAUCUAGAUGGAUCUUACACACAGUUACAUGCAUAUACACUAUAUUGCCAAAAGUAUUGAAACUCCAAAUCAUUAGAUUCAGGGUUUCCAAUCAUCUCUAUGGCCACAGGUAUGCAGACUGCUUCUACAAACAUUUGUGAAAGAAUUGGUCGCUCUCAGGAGCUCAGUGAAUUCAAGCGUGGUACCGUGAUAGGUUGCAACCUGUGCAAUAAGUCCAUCAAUGAAAUUUCCUUGCUACUAAAUAUUCCACGGUCAACUGUUAGUGAUAUUAUAACAAAGUGGAAGCAACUGGGAACAACAGCAACUCAGCCACAAAGUGGUAGGACAUGUAAAAUGACAGAGCGGGGUCAGCACAUGCUGAAGGGCACAGUACACAGAAGUUGCCAACUGUAUGCAAAGUCAAUA